CAGCACACAAGUGCUCCAUAUGCCACUGCCAGUCAUUACUAUAGAUGAUAAUAUCAUCCAGAUAGGCAGUGGCAUAUGCAGCAUGUGGCCGGAAGAUUUUGACCAUGAGGCGCUGAAACGUGGCCGGUGCCCUGAACAACCCAAAAUGAAGUGUGACAAACUGGUAUAAUUCAAACAGCGUUGUGAAGGCUGUUUUUUCUUUGGAUAAUGGAGAUAAGGGGAUCUGCCAAUAUCCUUUUGUCAAAUCCAGUGUCGAAUAAAAUCGAGCUGUACCCAGCCGAUCAAGCAAUUCGUCAACCCACGGCAUUGGAUAUGUGUCGCAUUUCGACACAGCAUUCACCGUAAGGUGAAUAAUCCACACAGAAUCGCACGGAGCCAUUUGUUUUAGGUACUAAAACUAUCAGGCUCGCCAAAUCACUGUGGGACUCCUCUAUUACUCCCAUCUCUAGCAUUGCUUCUAAUUCCAUCUGAACAACCUUUUUUUGUGAUCAGGCAAAUGAUAUGGCCGGCUGCGAACCAUCACACCUGGCUCAGUCUCAAUAUAGUGCUGUAUAAGGUCUGUUUGGCUAGCAUCACUGAUUCCGCCUCGCUCCAUUUUUUGAGGAAGUUGAGGUGGUUGAUAUGAUGUGCUCCGCCCCUGUCUGUACGAAUUACCUCAUAAUUAAGAUCUCGAUUUCGCUGUGUGACCUUAAAGGUUCAUGAAACCCAAAAACACAAUUUUUGAGAUGCUAACAGAUAUAUUGCUUAAAACAGUAAUAGCUGUCACAAAAUAUGUUACAAAGUGGAAACUGUCAUUUUCGCGCUUUUUGGGACCAUUUUGUUCAUCCAGUUUAAAAAGUUAAGUUCAAGGCAUGUGACGUAAACCUGAGUCAUCUGAGUGCUCAUUGGCGGCGUGGCUGCACAUUUUACAUGACAAAGGACUCGUCUAAUCCAAUAACUGCGCUGUGAUUUGCAUGAGCUAUCCCAGUAUUUAUGCGUUGGAAAGUAGCACUCGUGUCACUCGUUGUUGUUUAGAAUCAUGGCUCGUGUUUGUGCCUUUGUUCAUUGCAACAACACAAAAGUGUUGUUUUCAUUUCCCCGCAACUCGACCAGAGCUGAAGUUUGGCUGCAUGCUGCUGGUUUGCGGUGUCCUAAAAAAACACAUGGAAAAUAUAUUUGCAAGGAACAUUUUUUUACUGGACAGUUUUGUGAAUUGGAGACUAGUGCAAACCGGUUUCACGGAUCAUCUUUUUUUUUUGAAGAAAGAUGCUGUGCCAGUUCCUGUCCUCUCUACCAUCCACACAAAUGAGCACAGUGAUUGAAAUCCCACAUUACAAAAUGAGGAAGUUCAUUGUUUAUGAGGAAAACCUCAUCGAGCUCUUCAGGAAGUGUCCUGUCUGCACCAGAAACUGUGUGGACAUGAGAGCUGACUCACCUGGUACUGCUGCACGUGAGAGGCUCUGCAACAUAAGCCUGGCUCCAAGACUGCUAAGGGACCUAGAAAAUCUAAGUGGUGACCACCAGAAUCACUCACUUGAGUUGUUUCACAGUCUGCUCAUUCGGUUUGUGACAAAGAGUGUGGCAUUUUCUUUUGUCGGGAUGUUGUGCAGAUCGCAACUGGCAGCUAUGCACUACAGCGAAAACAAUGCAAGAGAACAAGCCACAACUGCUACUGGACAGCUAAGAUGGCACAUGCAGUAUCCUCAUUACAAAAAGGGAGAAUGCACAGUGAGGCCACUAAAGACAAGGCCUACAUAUGGGUAUGCUGAUCGAUUACUAGAGCUUCUUUUUGACAGUGUGUUAGAGGAGCCGAACCAGUUCCAGGACGAGCUCAAGAAAUUCCAGAACACUUGUGUACCCAGUUCACACAACAUGAAAAAUUUGAAACUGUAGCAAUGCACACUUCAUGCUUCAAAUCCUUGACAAUGGAGUAGAAGAGCCACUUAGCCUAUGCACUUAGCCUUUAUAUAAACACAUAUUAAAUGAAAUAACUUGUUCAGGGCAAGAGUAAAUUAAAACUAAACCUUAAUUUUCACAUUUCAUCUUCUUUUCCAAAAUUUUUAAGAUUCUGCAAGAUGUAUCUAAACGUUUGAUCUGAACUGUAUAUUUAUAUCUGCACAUAUCUUUUGCAAAUAAUACUUUUAAUAAACAUGUUUAAUGCCAAGAACAUUGAUGACUUUCUUGUUAGUAUGAUCAAUUUUUCAACAUUGCUUAAAUACUUUUAACAAUGUGACCAUUAGCACAUUGGUUUUCUGAGUGCUAUUCUCACAUGAUUCUCAAAUAUCAUGGUGUACUACUUGCAAAGUACUGCAUAAUCUGUGCUGUUUACACCUUUCAUCAUGACUGUUGGAAUGCUAAUGUUCAUAAUAAUGUUUAUAUGUUUACAAGUAUAGGUACACGUUUAGGAAGCAGAGAAACUACCAUUUUGUAGCAUAUACAUAUUUUAUUUUUUGAUACAUUAUAACAAAAUAUUUAAAACACUGAAAUUAGUUACAUCAAUCAAGUGGAGGGGGUAAAAAAACAGUAUAGUUUACACUUUGUUCUGGGGACUCCUGUCGGAUGCGUGUAACUGCACAGGAGGGUAUCAAGUCAAGUCACCUUUAUUUAUAUAGCGCUUUAAACAAAAAAGAUUGCGUCAAAGCAACUGAAC
Messenger RNA from Cyprinus carpio (common carp), 2629 nucleotides. RefSeq lists its product as uncharacterized. NCBI's taxonomy places the organism in Eukaryota, Metazoa, Chordata, Actinopteri, Cypriniformes, Cyprinidae. Bases 1246 to 1872 code for a protein of 208 amino acids. The transcript has 5 exons. The record is from RefSeq and is a predicted model, not a curated record.